UCGAGGGAGGAGGGGUCCUGACUGCUGCAAUGGGGGGUGUGGCCUCUCGCAUGGAGAGGGCGGAGCCUGGUGAGGGGGAGGAGUCAGAGCGGGAGUUCGCCGAGCCGCUGUGUGCUCUCGUUCAGAACUGCACCAUGCUGCAUGGACUCGCAGGUCCAGCCUGCAUCUUCCUGCGGCGCGGCUUCGGUCAGGCACAGCUCGUACUUGUGUUUGGUGUUUCAGAGCUGAAGGAGGCGUUUAAGGAGUUUGAUAGGAACUGCAAGGGCUUCGUGAGCUGUAAGGACCUGGGGGAGUGCAUGAGGACCAUGGGAUACAUGCCCACUGAGAUGGAGCUGAUCGAGCUGAGCCAGCAGAUCGGUGGCGGGAAGGUAGAUUUUGAUGACUUUGUGGAGCUGAUGGGCCCCAAGAUGCUGGCAGAGACAGCGGACAUGAUCGGGAUGAAGGAGCUGAGGGACGCCUUCAGAGAGUUCGACUCUAACAGAGACGGUCAGAUCAGCACAGCGGAGCUCAAAGAAGCCAUGAAGAAGCUAAUGGGGCAGCAACUGAACACCCGAGAGAUCGACGAGAUCGUGAAGGACGUGGAUCUGAACGGAGAUGGGCUGGUCGACUUCGAGGAGUUUGUCCGCAUCUAG
Molecule: messenger RNA, 632 nt
Organism: Polyodon spathula (Mississippi paddlefish)
Lineage: Eukaryota; Metazoa; Chordata; Actinopteri; Acipenseriformes; Polyodontidae
Gene: cabp2a
Product: calcium binding protein 2a
Exons: 6
Coding region: 30-632 (200 amino acids)
Molecular function (GO): calcium ion binding
Source: RefSeq, a predicted model, not a curated record